Messenger RNA from Amyelois transitella, 9617 nucleotides. RefSeq names its product RNA polymerase II elongation factor ELL (gene Su(Tpl)). Gene Ontology annotation, molecular function: cis-regulatory region sequence-specific DNA binding. The transcript has 14 exons. Lineage: Eukaryota; Metazoa; Arthropoda; Insecta; Lepidoptera; Pyralidae. Gene Ontology annotation, biological process: positive regulation of transcription elongation by RNA polymerase II; transcription elongation by RNA polymerase II; snRNA transcription by RNA polymerase II. The coding region runs from base 252 to 2060 and encodes 602 amino acids. The record is from RefSeq and is a predicted model, not a curated record. Gene Ontology annotation, cellular component: transcription elongation factor complex.
CCAUUGCGCAUGACAGUCAGUGCGGCCUUGUGGGCGAAACAUAGGGGUUGACUAAAGAGUGGUGCCAACAAAGGCCGAGUAGAUGGGGUUAGAAAAAGAUUAAUUUGGAGUUCUAUAACCCAUUUGUUGUUGUAAAUAGAAUUUUAUAUAGGUUGUGAAUCUGUGAUUACGGUUAAGAAUGUGUGAAUGAUAUGAAUCGUGACGGCUAGCAAAGGAGUCAGCUGGUCAACAGUGCGAAUAGUGAAUAAGAAAUGGCGGCCUUGCCAGCAGGUGUUCAGUAUGGGUUAUCAUCUGAAUCCACAAAUAAAGAAAAUAAGGAACUAGUGUUUGUGAAAUUAACGGAUUCAGCACUGAAAGCUAUUGAAGACUUCAUUAAAAAUAAUAAGAGCAAAUUGGGCAAACCUACUAUACAGUUCCUACCAGGAAAUGAAGGGAAAAUCUCAAUACCAUCAUCCAAUGGCAAUGGCCCAUCGGGUGAGACUACGUUUCACUUUAGUGUCCUUAGCAAUGCAGAAAUGGAGGGUCCACAGGGUUCGUUCGAGUGCGUCAAAACUGGGGGUCCAAGGCGUUUGGAGACGUGCGGGCCACUACCCAGGAGGAUGCGAGUACUGGCCAAUGACGACUCGUACGAGGCUACAAAAGACCGUAUGGCGAAGACUGUCGCGGCGGAGCAGAGCAAAUGCACCCGCGUGAUAAAGCCUAACCAGACGGACAUAGGGCGACGUGUCAAAGUACGCUCGUCGCUUUAUUCGGGGCCCAACGCGGCCCAUAUAGCUGAGCGCUCGGAUAGGACCGAGCGAUUAGAUAGAAGCGAGCGCUUGGAAAGGCCCGAGCGCUCCGAACGUAUAGAUAGAGAAAGGAUAGACAGGUUGGAAAGGCCUGAGCGGGCCGAGAGGCCGGCGGCGGCGCCCCCCGCGGCUCGCCCGCAGCAACAGUUGCCGCAACUCCAGCCGCAGCAGCAACAGCUGCAGUCACAGCAAUCACAGCAGCGGGCGCCCUCCAACCCGGAUCUCACUAAACGGUCCAUUAAAGAAAGAGUCAUACAAUUACUAGCACUGAAACCUUACAAGAAGCCAGAGUUGUAUGCUAGAUUGAAUAGUGAGGGAAUUAAGGAAAGAGAAAGGGGUCUCGUGAGCAAGAUCCUGCCUCAAAUAAGCACACUCAAGGACAAUUGUUAUCACUUACGUAGGCACAUAUGGAAUGACGUCAAUGAGGAUUGGCCGUUCUAUACAGAAGAGGAAAAACGCACACUGAAGAGGCGGAAACCUCAAAAUCUAACGCCACCGCUGAGCAGCGACUCUGCGAAUUCGCUAUCACCGCGCGCUUCGCCCAGCGCCAACAAGAGGCCGAGCAGCGCCGCUGCGGACGAGUUGCCCGCCAAGAAGCAGCGCAUAUCACACUACAGGAGGCCAUCGCCGCCCUCGUCUGGUUAUGCGACUACUUCUUCUGGCGAGCGGCACGCGUCUGACAAUGAAGAUGAUAGGUCUACAGUUAAAAAGGACAACGGCUACACGCUCAACUUCACCACGGUGAAGGAAAUCUGCCCAAGUCCUGUCAAAGCCAACGGUUUUAGAAAUAGUCCCCCAGUAGAGCAAAAUAAUAUCACAGUUAAAGACAUCACAAAUACAGAAGAACCAUUAGAUAAUACUGAAUUAACGUCAGCGCCCGACGAAAAAGCGAUUGAUAUGGCAGACAUAGAAAGACAAUACCCUCCAGUCACCAGCUCGCAGACGCGGCGCGCGUACAAGAACGAGUUCACGUCGCUGUACAAGGAGUACCGCUCGCUGUACGAGCGCGUGGCGGCGGUGGCCGCGCUGUUCACGCGCCUCGAGCAGCAGCUGAGGCGCGCCCAGCCGCACUCGCCCGACCAUCAUAGCAUAGAGCAACGCAUACAUGAGGAAUACAGACGGAUCAACAACGACACCCUGUACCAGCACGAGCGGCGGCGUGUGGAGUAUCUCACGCGCAAACUCGCGCACAUCAAACAGAUGGUGCAGCAGUAUGACGAUCUGCGCACUCUAAAACCGGAACACACGUCUGCCACUACGCAGGCGUACUGACACACGAGCCGCCACACCGGCCGCGGCUCGUGAGCCACGGAAACACGCCGCUCGGUAGCUACGCAACGGCAGGCAAAUUGUUAUAUUGUAUGUUUAUAGAUUGUUAUUAGGUCUUUCGUACGGCCCGUGGUCUAGUUUUUCUUUUUGUUUUGAAUGAGGCGGCGUGAUAUCUUCAUCUCUUCGGUUAACUUUUGUGGUGAAGAGGUGGAAGAUAAGACAUGUACAAUAUUAGUAAUUUCUGUUUACUUUCACCAGUAGAAUAAAAAUUUAAGACCGUAGACGAGUUUUCGGGAUUUUAAGCCUUAUUUCUUAAUUCGCUCUUAAACUACAACGAAUUGAUGAAUACGGGUGAUAAAAUUUCGUAUCGUGAGGGAUCAAAUUUUGUGUAAUAUUUUUAUGCUGUUGGAGUUCAAUAGGCCAAUGGAAUGGAAAGAAAAGUUGCAAGAAAUAUGAAUUGUUGACAUGUAUUACUAAUAAAAUACCAUAAUGUGAUAUGCUGCAUUACAUUAUUGGAUAACAUGCAGAUCAAUUUUUUCAUCUUAGUAGUAUAACAAUUUGUUUGAAAAGUGUUUUUUUUUUUUACUUGUUGCUCACUUGCUCGCUUCUUUAUUCAAAAUAAUUUUCACAAAAACACACGGGCCGUAUGCUUAGCGUCUAAAUACAGCGCUAUUGGUUAAUAUUCCCAAACGUUAAUAAUAGAUAAUAGGAAUUAGUUUUAUACAAUGAAUUGGCUACAAUUUUUCACCGAUUUUUUGAAAGGUGUACAUUUAUCAGGUGAUCAAGUUACUGUAAUGUAUACUGUUCGAACUUGAAAAUUAAUGGCACAUUAAGCUUGUACUGUGUCGAAAUAUACAAAGUGACAGUCGCUUAAUUUGACAUUAAUAUGUUCGCAUAGUUUAGCGUUUAUAUGCAAAGUAUGAAUAAAUAGUAAAACAAACAGUCGUUGCGUAGUGAUUCCUAUUCAAACUGCCUUCACGUAUGCCUUUCAAUCAGAGAUUUAUAUUUAUCGUAGGGAUCUAAAGAGGCUGUGCAAAACAGUUCUGACCAUUUUGAUGCAGUUCUUUUGCUGCAAAUUACAUGUAUAGCUUAUAAUGUCUCCCGAAUAGUGACAGCAAUAUAUUGGCCUUUUUGUAUGAAUUUUUCCGUUUUAAGACACGCUAGGUUAUAGAAUCGUCUAGAUACGUGGAAAUAUAGCAAAAUCAUUACUCAUAGCGUAAUUUUUGUAUACUAAUGUCAAAUGAGUAUUGACAGCUAAUAUCAAAUUUCAUUUAAAUCAAGGUUUCGCUUUGUCACUUUUAUAUAAAAAUUAUCUAAUUGGCUGUUAAUUACACAAAUUAAUGAUGAAUUACCUAUCAAACCGAUAUACAUCUUGCAUUCUUAUUAUGCAUAUUUCCAAAACGAGUAGAUUUAAAAAUUGAAGUUUAAUAUAUUUGUUAUUGCCAUCUCAUUUGUAUUUAAGUGUUAAAAAAUUACGUCAUAACGCAAAUCACUCAAUGCCACAUAUCAUCCCCGAUUGGGUGUCAUAAGCAAAUUGUGACAUGACUCAGUUAUGUGACGUGUUUAAAUAUGUCCCGUUUUUAUAGUGUCCGUGUACAGUGAGAAGUAGAAAGGUCGGAUUUCAGUGCACCUCACUGUACAUUAACAUUUACUUGAACAAAUAUGAAAAUACACGCCCAUUUCGAGCGAGGUCGUCUUUUUACAGCAUUCAAUCGUUUCCAUAGUUACAUUCAUUUGUAAUGUAAUUAUUGAUACUGAUUACGAGCGAUACUCCUUAUGAUUCCGAUAUGAAUCGACAGUGAACUUGAAACAGGGUGUUAUUUUUAUACAGCUAGUUUGUUGCAAAGGCAGCCUGCCAAUUUGGCAACGCGAUAGUUAAAACCGAUAAUAAAGGUUCAUUCUGUAUUUCGCACUUAUAACAUUUUGUUCUUCCAUUAUUUUUAGUAAACGUUAACAUGCUUCAAGGUAUUGUCAAACUUUUAACUUCUAUUUUUAAUAUAUUACAGCUUUGAUUAUGAGAAUAGUAUUUGAAUACCUGACUAUAUUUGACACACUUGACACUUUCGACACCCAUGUUAUUUUGUUACCUGAACGCUGCUAUUAGUGAAAAUAUUAUUUUUGUAAGUUCAUUAGUAAAAUUAUUUAAGGCUUGACAAUAGUUCCUUGUAAAGCUUAAAGCUGGAAGAUAUAACUGGGAUUUGAAGGCCCACUUUAAAAUUUACUAUAAUCUACAACACUAAACAUCUUGCUAGGUAUAUGUAUAUUGCUUGCUUUCCUACGACCAAGUUCUUGUUUUUAUUUCUCGCGAUAUUUUAAUUCCAUCGUCCCGAAAAAUCCCUACUACUUGUCACAAAAUGUUGAUACUAUUUUCCCAAAGUGGUUUUAACUAUUAAAUGGUCCAAGAUUUAUAUUUAUCUACAGCUUGAUAAUAAUUUAGUAUAAUUUUCAAACAAAUUUGUUAAAGCAAUAAAUAGUUGUCUUAGCAUAAAUUGAUAAUUAUGCUAUUUGAGUGUCGAUUUAGAAGAAAUCAGUCUACUACUUGUUAUUAUAAUAUGGUUGUAUAAUCAUUGUUCAUUUUUUUAAAUAAAUCCUGUUCCGAUGAACGGUAAGGAGCGGAAAUUCAGGAAUAAUUAAUUGGGAUUUUGAACAAUGGGAAAAACAAGCAAGGUCGUCUAGUUUAUAAAAUUUUAAAUGAUAAACGCAUCUAUACUCCGUCGUGUUUGCGAUGAUCAAUCCUUCCUAUUAGGCUUACUUCUUGCGCGAUGCUACUGUGGGAAGCGCGGUGUGAUAACAUAUUAAUAAAUUAUAACGUAUUUAUGAAUUUUGAAUAACUCGCACCAAAUGUAAUCUUUUAAAUCACCUUUGCGUAUUGUAAAUACAUUCCCGAUCACAGCGUAUCGCGCAAGAUGCAAUUACUUUUAGUCCGGUUCAUUUAAAAUGUAAAUACUAUUUAAAAUUAAAUUAUCAAAUAUAUAAUAGUCCAGUAGUUGAUAUUUGUUCGUCCACGUUUUAUUCCAUUCGAAAAGUAUUGCCGUCUCAUGUUAUUGUUGUCCAAAAAUUUGCUUGUAUUCAUUGCCGAAUUUACUUUCAUUUAACUAUCGAAUCGAACGUGUUAAUAUUCAAAUUCAGAACCUCAAUUCUGAAGUCAAUUUAUAUGAUUUAAAAACGCAUUAUAAACGCCAUUUUUAUAUAUAUAAUGAUAUAAGUAUUAAUAUCGUCCCUUUUGCUUCUAAACAAUCCAUCCAUGUUGGACGUUCAUUUUAUUUUAAAUCUUGCCCAGCUUGCAUGUUUUUUGUACAUAGUAGUAUCUUAAAGAAAAAAGUUUUAUUACAUUCUUGUUAAAUUUUGUUAUGGGUAGUGUAAUAUUUUCAUAAUUAUUUAAAAUAAUAAUUAUUUAUCCCGUGAUUUGGCUAUGUCGUGUAAUUGCCGUGAAUAGAUCUUUGUAAAUAUCGUAGAGGCUUUAAACGUAACUUGCGUGUGUCACAAAUUUAGUUUGUCAGAUAAGAUGGCGCCACUGUCUUUGUGCUUUGGAUGCCCAUAUAUCACUUAAUCGGCAAACUAAGCAGUGUUGGGCAAAAAUGCGAAAGCUAAGACUCAACAAUCAAUCCGUAAUUAUUACUGUGUGCAAACGGGAAUUAACUAAUGAAACCGUAAUUGUUUUUUAGUUGGAAUAUGUUGUCGUUUUAAUCAAUAUAUAAGUUAAAUGGUUUUUUAAACCUGUAAUACCUUGGGCAAUUAAAAAAAAAAUAACUUAAUGCCACGUUUGACAAUAGAUUGAACAAUAUAAUAGACUGAUGCCCAACACUGAAAGUAUACGGCGAUAGCACGACUGAGCCCGGCGCCAGCGAAAAUGUCAGGAUCAAACAUUAUUAUCUUAACGCGAUAAUCGUCUUGAAAAUUUGCUAAAACCGGCCAGUGUCAAACAUCCACUAGUAGUAAGAAAAUAUUCUGCUCCACUUCAGAAUACCCUCCAAAUCACAAUAAAUUUUAAUAAUAAUGUUAUCUACAUAUGGGCCACACAUUUUUUAUCCUUAUUGCUAAACUAUGCAUAAUACCCCCUUCCACAAUAAAUAGUUAUUUAGGAUUGGUUAAAUCAUUCGUACAGCAUUCACGGCCUGUUUGAAAUAGACAAUAGAUUUCUAUUGUUUUAUUUCGCCCAGGCCGAGAAUGAAUUAACGAUUUUAAAAAAACUUGUACAAGCAAUCAUAAUUCCUUAGUUUUUGGCCCAAAUGUAUAAGCCGUCUGCGUGUUUUGUCCUAUUAUUAACGUCCAUAUAUUUGAAAUCAUUUAGCGUUAAGUGAUUUUAUUUCUUAAAUUUCAAAAAUCUAAGUCAUAAUGCAAGUCCAUUUUGUCCUAUUGCAAUUAUGAACAUCAACUUUGGUAGGCGGAAUCGUCCGGAUAGAUAAUUGUAAUUCGAACAUCAUUCGUUUGUUCUACGUAAUAUGUAUUUCUUUGUUAUAAAAUGCGUACGUAGUUAGUGUUAAAUAAUACUUGAACAUGUGCAUAGGUCUUCGAACCUUGUAAUUCAUACUGUUGUUUCGGUUAUUUUUUGUCAAUUAUAAGUCAUAGCGACGUUACUAAUUUCUUUCAUUAUAAUGGUCAAUUGUUUUUGUGUAAGUAUACGUAAAACCGUAUACAUAUUUCAUUAAAUGUCAAGUUAUUUGGUCAAUUCAAUAGUAAGUGCCCUUUGCUUGUUCAUGGAUAAAAUUUUAUGGUUAUAUUGCUUUUUACUCAUUGUAAUGCUCAAUAUUAUUGUCAUGAUAUUAGAUGAUUAAAAUUUUCUUUGCAUUAUUUAUUUCUAUAUUUAUUUGACUGUCGUUGCAAUGACAGGGUUACUCAUUUACGUAUAAUCGACUAGAACACAUUACUUGUGGCAAUUAUCUUACAACGAACGCCGAAACUGACAGUCCACGUGCGUCUAUUUGGCUUAACCAUGUUGACGUCAAUGCCCUUAAUAAUGAUAGUAAUACAAAAUUGUACAUAUUUUACUAAUAAUUCGCUUGUCCCUUACUUACACGCAUAUCGUAUUCGUAUCUCAACUUUCUGCUAUCAUAUUUUAUACACCAUUUGAUAGGAUCAAACAGUUAAAAUGUUAUUGUUACCACUAGUAUAAGCACAUUCAAUUGUUUUAUUGUAAUAAUAUUUAGUAACGUUUGUAUGUUACUGAAUUAUAAGCGGUUGUUUUCUAUGGAGGAGAUAUUAAUUUCUUAUGUUAUCGGGAGUUGUUAAAGUGGGAUAUUGUGAAUGAUGCAUUCCAUUUGUCAGAAACGUUGAUUUAGCACUGUUCAUUGAUGCACCUAUUACAUGAAUAGUGUAAGGAAAUAUUGAAGUAUAUUUUUACAGGCAUAUCCUUAUGUAGGGAGGAAUGGUCAAUAAUAAGUGCAGUCGAAUUGAUAUACCUAUUUACAAUUUCCAGACCAAUUGUCCCUUUUAUAAAGUAACCAAUAUUCAACAUGUAAAAUGGUAUCAUGAUAAACUGUCACAAAGGGAGUAAAAUGUCAAAUGUUGCUCGAUUGUUACCGAAUAAGUCAUUAGGAUGUUUGGACAUAAAUAUUUGUAUUUUGUCAUGUUUAUACAAAGGAAAAAUAUCUCAAUAAAAUAUCAUAGUCCAUUGUACAGCAUAGACGAUAUUUAGAAUCUAGUGGCAUCAUCUUUUCUUAAACCCUAGUUAGUGAUAUAUUAGGUGUACUAAUUCCCAAAUACAUAUAUUGUUUUUUGCGUCAUGACAAACUCGCCACUGAGCUUGUUUAUAUGUUAUGUUUGCCAACUUAAAUGGACAUCAGUCUGGUUGUGUUAACCCCGUGUUUUAAUCUAAACAAUGAAUUUGGCCUAUUUUAUUUAAAUCAAAUAUGUUAUCACGAUGUGGCUUUUUGUCAUGUGCAAACAUGUUAUAUAUUACUUGACAUCUAGCUGAUAUUAUAGCGGCGUAAAUCGGGCGUAAUGAUUCUUACCUUAUUUUAAUUUUUAGAUUUAUAGAUUUCAGUUUGUAUUCUGAUCAAAUGUUAUUGUAAAUUGCUGUAAAGUAAUCAUUGAUAAUGGCCGCGCCGCGCGACCGGUCUUGACAUCGUACUACCAAGACUGUCGUUUCGCCGAACAAUUUGAAUAUUAUGUAUUAUGUCAAUGUAAAUAGAGUACGAAUUAGAAAUUUAGACAUGUUAAGGGAUGUAACCGUAGUUUAUUUUUAUUUGUAUACUUGAAUGAGAAAGGGGAUUUAAAUUGAAUAUACUUUGAAUGUCGGUGCGGGCGCGCGGCCGCGGUUUCGCGCUACAGCGCUGUGAAACAAUGCUGCGAUAUUCCUUGUGCCCCUCGAAAUAUCAGUGCAUUAUGAUGAGUCAAGAUGUAUAGACGAUGCGAUAGUGUUAUUAUGUAUGUAUAGAUAUGUUAUAUGAGCUCGAUUCGGCCUCGCUGACGGCCCGUUCGAGCGAACGACAACUAGCUAUGAAUUUCUGACAUCGGCUCACGUUAAUUAGCUUUUAAUAUUUCAUCAAAAUAUAAAACACAAAAAAAAAUGGAUAUAAAUUUCUCGACCAAGUACUGGUUGUUAUUAAAUUAUUAAAAUGUAAAAAAAAAUAGGAUAUAAACAAAGUAUAGGUACAAUUUAUGAAUUAUACUUUUCUUUUUGGUAUAAAUGAGACAGUGGAAAGGAUUAGCAUGUUUGCUACUCGAAAAUUAUAUUUUCAUUGUUCUUUUUGUGAACACAAAGCACACUAGUUAAAGUUUAAGCAGCCUUACACGGUGUCAAAUAAAAUCUAGUUAAUGUUUAUUUUGUGAUUUCUUUUGCUCAUGUCCUCUUCCAUUGCUUUAUUUUUGUUUGUCAUCUGUCAAUGUAUAGUAUGAUUUUGUUGAGGCAGGGUAAUGCAGACAUUAGAAGAGGUACUUUUUAAUUUGAAUAGGAUUUGUUUGAAUGUUUAAAUUGAGUUGAUUUUAUCCAUUCAAUGGAAUUUGUAUUGUUAGGAAGGCGCCAGUUUGUUGUUUUUUUAUAAUAAGUCGAUUUGAAUUUGGAUUAAAAUGAGGCAGCAGAUUAGAUAUAUGACUGUCAAGUUACCACUGAAUCAAUAGUCAAAGGAAAGCUCUCUUUGGCGUUGCCCUUUAUCGUGCAAGCUUUGGUAUGAGUGGACGCGAGUCGUCUGCAUUAAAAUUAUAAUAGGAACAGUCAGUAUUACAUCAUGCAAUAGACAUGAGCUGAAGAGAGGUUGUGAAGAGUAUCGUUAUAAAAGGUACCUAUUCAAAAUCUGGCUGAACAGACUAACUCAAUAUCAUAAGGACAGAUAGCUGCUGCAACGUGCAUUUAUGCCAUCUUCAUUUUAAUUUGAACUAUGGGAUCAGUGCCAAACUUUCUCCUCUUUUGUAGUAGCUCAAAACGAUGCAAUUGCAUGCUUGAAGAAACAACUAAGUAAUUGUUUAGUUAGUCUGCCAUUUGUGAAUAUUUUGUUUUGAUAGUUAUAUGUAAAUCUUUUAUAAUAUAUUUGUUUACAAUAAAUAAAUGACAACUUAUAAUAAAGAAAUUGUAUUUUCCAUUUAAACUGAUGAAAAAAAUAUAAAAAAGAUAAUACGCAAUUA